Molecule: messenger RNA, 10391 nt
Organism: Pangasianodon hypophthalmus (striped catfish)
Lineage: Eukaryota; Metazoa; Chordata; Actinopteri; Siluriformes; Pangasiidae
Gene: mast2
Product: microtubule associated serine/threonine kinase 2
Exons: 28
Coding region: 3440-9040 (1866 amino acids)
Biological process (GO): intracellular signal transduction; peptidyl-serine phosphorylation
Cellular component (GO): microtubule cytoskeleton
Molecular function (GO): ATP binding; protein binding; magnesium ion binding
Source: RefSeq, a predicted model, not a curated record
UCCUCUUACAGAAUGAAGGAAAGUCCACUCUGAACUGAGCACAGUACAUCAUUACCACCUCUGCUCAUAAUAAAUCAGUCAAUAAUAGAUAGAUCAGUUAGCCUUGGUGUAAUAUUUGUUGAAGAAUAAGCAUUUUAUUGAGAUUUUUGAAAGCAUUAUGGGUACAUGUUAUGACAUGAAUGAUCAGGGAUCAGUUUGUUUUAAAAAGCGCUGAAUUAAAAGUGAGUAACAGAAUGGAUGAUAUAGUUUCCUAAGCUGCUGAAAAUCCCCUCCAAGAAUGACUGUAGUAUAUUACGGGCUCUCUGAGCUCUUGUUCACACACGUGUUUGAUUCCAUUACGAAUGCUGAAGUGUUAAUGCUGUUUUCGAGUGAGGGAGUGGUCCAGGGAUCCGAGCCCUACCCCACUUCAAAAUGGUGGUCUGGGGUUCACUUCCAUGGACUCGUGGCACAGUCCACAUCAGAUGUUCUAGCUAACUGUGCUCAUGCAGAGUAAUGCGGUUGGUUCAACUGGUCACAUUAUUUUCACCAGCAUUACGAAAGUAGGAAGUAGUUAUUAUGGUUAUUGAUAUAUAAGAGAUUUUGAUAGCACCAGUGCACUGUAAUUACUUCACUGUACUGUACAUCUCCUGUCUGUCCCACAUACGAGAUCAGCUCCCCGUUUGCAUGUAUUCCUGCAUGAUGACAUGACCUGCAUCCAAAAUGUGGUUUUCUUUGCCAUUUGAUUGUUGCUACGACAGGAAAAAAAUUUAAAAAAACUCAAACAUGUGAACCUAGUGCCUACCAUUUUGCAGACCUGCGCUCACUGAACUGGGGUGUGGAAUUGCGCGAAAACCUAUCCACAGUUCGGAAGGAAUUCUUCAAUGUGAACGCAAACCCGUGAUUAUGAGGCCUGUAAAUUUGAAUUUGAGGUUCUGGUCAGAGCUAUUGGUGGAAAUGUGUGUGUUUAGGCUUGAUUCAUUUUCUUAGCUGUCUAACUGUGGCGCUGUGGAACUGAUGACCCUGUGAAACAGCUUCCUAAAACAAAUAGGAUGUUUUGUGACCCCUUUACGUGGCAUGUGUGUGUGUGUGUGUGUGUGUCUUUCUGUCUGUUUAUAUCUAAAUUUUCUGCAUUCUCAUUCUUCAUGUUCAUGAAAGUGUAAUAAGUGCAGGUUUUGUUCUUCACGUCCUUAAAGGCCAUCCAGUGACUUUGUGAGUAAGUAAGGCCGUUUUAAAGGCACUAGAUGUGUCACAGAAAAGCCGUUUCAAGAGCACUGAAUGUGUCCUGGGUUUGCACUGGUCAUGUCCUGACUACUCUCUUGGCUACCUGUGCUGCUGCUGUCAGACUUAAACUAGCUGAAGUUUAAUAAGGUUUAUAAUAAUUGUAAGGUGAACACACCAACGCCUGGCUGAGAGUACUUGUUACAGCCCUUCUGAUGAUUGUGCGCCAUGCUGUAUUAUGAAUAAGGCUAAACUGUGCUCUUUCUUGAAGAUAUCUCUAAAAUCUUGAGGAAAACUUUAACCGAUUAACUCUGCUCGUCUAAACUUCUCCCGUAUGACAAACCACAACAUUAAAGGCUUACCUUCAGAAUAGUGUCUAAUCAUAUUAUUUUAAGAAUUAUGAAUGGAAAUAAUUAGGAUGUGACUCACUGCUAAUUGUAUUUGGAAAUACACGAUCGAUCCCCAAGGGGGAAAAUGUGGUUAUUGGGUAAGAUUAUCAGGCAAGUAAAGCAAUUUUUCCCAUUCGUUAUUCUCUGAAAUGAGCAAAAUAUAUAUUUAUGAGUCUCGAAGAUCUUGUGUGCAUCUUUCAAAACACAGUAUAGUAAUGCUGGUGUAGAGGGUGCAGCAGAGGUCAGAGGGCAAGUCAGAGGUCAGGAGGGUUCAGAUCUGGAGCAGAUAUAACAGCUGAGUAUCUGUGCAGCCAUGGCUGGAUUUUAACACUCCUCCAGCCUAUUUUUAACAUGCUGUUGCCCGGUGAAUACAUUUUGCACCCUUUUGAGGUAUCCUUGUGUUUCUUUGUACAAUGUGCAUCAGAAAAUUAAUGAUAUCUAAUAAUGUAUAUUCACGUCAUUAUAAACCUUUCUGAGCAUCAUGGUGUUUAGUGCUCCUUUGUCACUUACUGAAACUGACUAGACGAAAAAAAUCUUACAAAAUAAUUUUUUUUUUUCAUUUCUUUUUUUUUUUGCUUUGUUUUGCUAGUUCAGUAAUUGAGUUGUGAUUUGUUAGCAAAACCUCAGCAAAACUAAGUCUGAUGCAUAUGGUGUAUGGUGAGAAUGAAAUUUUUGCCGUGUUGCUCACUUCUGGAGUGUAUACAGACGAUGCAUAGGAAUUACAAAAUUAAAUAUGAUGCGAUGCAACAGUGUCUUGAUAUGAUAUAUUUUUCGUAUAGCAUCACCUUAAAAAGUGUCUUAGGUUUCCAUUUUCAAUUGGUUCAAAAUAUUCAACAGUAUAAAAGUACAAUAAUUGAAAAGAUGUAAUGAUCCAUUCAGACUCUUAGCAGCGUAAGGCAAAAUAAUAAAGCUGUGCAUUAGAUUGUAAUUAAGCAUGGCUAGGAGUGCAAUACAUGUGUACAAGUAGCAUGGUGGUUUGGGUGUACAUGUGUAUUCUCUAGUGUUGUUAUGGCGAGUUCAAUGCGGCUCUUCCUUGAGCUAAAAACUCCACAAGGCUGCAGGCCUGGAUUGAAGAUUUAAUCAAAUCAAAAGCCUUCUAUUCUAAAUCAAUUAGUCAGAGCAAAACACACACACAGACCAGUGUUUUCCUGGAUGUGGAGCAAUAGCUCAUAUUUCAGUGUUAUUGCAUUCGUCUGUCCUGCACGUCAGUGUUAUAAUCACUCUGGCUUAACAGUGGGUGCUCCAGUUGCUCAUAGUAGACUUGUUUAUAUUGUUCAUCUUGGCUGGACUGCAGACAUGGACUUCAUGUUCUUUCGGUUCUGAGAUGGACACUGAGUGAAGAACGACAGCUGCAGACCCUCCCCCACACCGAGGUCUCGUCAUAUCACCAGAGUGGUCAUGUGUGUAUGAGAUGGAGGCAGCAGUAGGCUAGCAAACUCUUUCACUCUCUUCACCCUCAUGUCAGAGAGAAAUGGAUUUGAUAUUUCUUAAACCAAAGACAUUCACAGCUGGAGAUCUCAUUUGGCUGUUAUUGCCACUCAGCAACUAACUAUGGGUUAUGGCUAUCCUCUCAGACUGAGGUCAGACCUCAGCUUUCUCUUUUUGGAUUCGUUUAACUCAAAAAAAGCAACAAUCUGCAUGGUAAAGUACACGUUUUGGAUGGCGUGGUGGUCUUUAGCUUUAAAACAUGCUAAAGGUUGGAAGUCAUCAUUGCCAGUGGUAGACUAACAGUCUUAUCAUCAUCAUCAUCAUCAUCAUCACAGCUGUAUGGACUGGCACAUGAUCAUGGUCUUAAGACAGAAGUGACUUGAGUCUGUCGAGAGUUCUUUAGUCUUGCUGCCUGAUUCGUCACCAUGUCAGGCAUGAAGAAAAGGAGAGAGAGAGCAGGAGCACCCAACCUGCGCAUACAAAUCUGGCCAACGGCUCAGUUCCGUUGCCAUGGCAACAGCAGCCUCCUGCAGCACCUCCUCAGCCCCACAUCUUUCUCUUCCUCCUCUUCCUCUCCUCUCCGCCUGUCACACGGUGGAGGGCCAGAAGAGGCCGUCUAUGCCCCGGGCCCUGCCUCUGCCCCAGCUCUUGGCCUCGGCUCCCCCAACCCCUUCUUCUGGAGUUGUCGGACGAGCAACAGGAAGAGCCUGAUAGUGACUUCCAGCACCUCUCCCACUCUACCCAGACCUCACUCACCACUACACGGACAUACUGGGAGCAGCCCACUGGACAGCCCACGCAAUUUCUCCCCCAACACUGCAGCCCACUUCUCCUUCGUGCCCGCCCGCAGUCACGGGCACAGGACUGACAGGACGGAUGGCCGGCGCUGGUCUCUUGCCUCACUGCCCUCUUCAGGGUACGGAACCAACACUCCCAGCUCAACAGUCUCAUCAUCAUGUUCAUCCCAGGAGAAGCUGCACCAGCUGCCCUUCCAGCCCACCGCAGACGAGCUGCACUUCCUCACCAAGCACUUCAGCUCCGAGAGCAUCACUGACGAAGAGGGCAGGAGAUCGCCAGCCAUGCGGCCGCGUUCCCGCAGCCUCAGCCCUGGGCGCUCUCCCAUAUCUUUCGACCAUGAGAUCGUCAUGAUGAACCAUGUUUACAAAGAGCGUUUCCCGAAGGCCACGGCUCAGAUGGAGGAGCGUCUGGCCGAGUUCCUGUCCUCCUCAGCUCCAGAGAAGGUCAUGCAUCUGGCUGAUGGUGUCUUGAGCUUCAUCCACCACCAGGUGAUUGAGCUGUCCCGAGACUGCCUGGAGAAAUCACGUGAGGGGCUCAUCACUUCCCGCUACUUCUAUGAGCUGCAGGAGAACCUGGAGAAACUGCUGCAGGAUGCUCAUGAGCGUUCAGAGAGUGUGGAGGUGACCUUCGUCACCCAGCUCAUUAAGAGGCUGAUGAUCAUCAUCGCUCGGCCUGCCCGGCUGCUAGAGUGUCUGGAAUUUGAUCCUGAGGAGUUCUAUCACCUGCUGGAAGCUGCAGAAGGCCAUGCAAAAGAAGGCCAGGGAAUCAAAUCAGACAUCCCUCGUUACAUCAUCAGUCAGCUGGGUCUUACUAGAGACCCCUUGGAAGAAAUGGCCCAGCUGACCAGUUAUGACAGUGGAAACUCAGAAACACCGGAGACUGAAUGCAGCGCUGACUCCUCUGAUAGUCGAGGUGCUAUGGUACAGCCACCUCAGCCACAGCAUAAGACCAAAACACCAAGAGAAGAGGACUUUGAGACCAUCAAACUCAUCAGUAAUGGAGCUUACGGGGCUGUGUUUUUGGUGAGGCAUAAGGAGACACGUCAGCGUUUUGCCAUGAAAAAGAUCAACAAGCAGAACUUGAUUCUGAGGAACCAGAUCCAGCAAGCGUUUGUGGAGAGGGACAUCCUCACGUUUGCUGAGAAUCCAUUUGUCGUCAGCUUUUUCUGCUCCUUCGAGACGCGCAGACACCUCUGCAUGGUCAUGGAGUAUGUGGAGGGUGGGGACUGUGCCACUCUACUAAAGAACAUCGGCGCUCUGCCUGUGGAUAUGGCACGCAUGUACUUUGCUGAAACUGUUCUGGCACUGGAAUACCUGCACAACUAUGGCAUUGUACACCGUGACCUCAAACCUGACAAUCUUCUAAUCACUUCAAUGGGACACAUCAAACUGACAGACUUUGGCCUGUCAAAGGUUGGCCUUAUGAGUCUCACCACUAACCUGUAUGAGGGCCACAUUGAGAAAGACGCACGCGAGUUCUUAGAUAAACAGGUGUGUGGGACACCUGAAUAUAUCGCCCCGGAGGUGAUACUCAGACAGGGUUAUGGGAAACCAGUGGACUGGUGGGCCAUGGGAGUCAUCCUGUACGAGUUUUUGGUGGGCUGUGCUCCUUUCUUCGGAGACACCCCCGAGGAACUGUUUGGACAAGUCAUCAGCGAUGAGAUAGUGUGGCCUGAGGGGGAUGAAGCUCUACCACCAGACGCUCAAGACCUCAUCUCUAAACUGCUCCGACAAAACCCACUGGAGCGAUUGGGAACAGGAAGCGCGUUUGAGGUGAAGCAGCACAGGUUUUUCAUUGAUCUGGACUGGAACAGUCUCCUGAGGCAGAAAGCUGAGUUCAUCCCUCAGCUCGAGUCUGAGGAGGAUACCAGCUACUUUGACACUCGCUCAGACAGGUAUCACCAUGUGGACUCUGAGGAAGAGGAGGAUACAAAUGAUGAUGAGCAUGUGGAGAUCCGCCAGUUCUCCUCCUGCUCCCCACGAUUUAACAAGGUGUACAGCAGUAUGGAGCGUCUGUCCUUGCAUGAGGAGAAGCGCACUCCUCCUCCCACCAAGCGCAGUCUCAGUGAGGAGGGCGCCGAGCGACUCAACAGUCUCAGCAGCCUCAAGUCUCGGGACCGCACCUGGAUGGUGGGCUCACCUGAAAUCCUGCGUAAACGCCUGUCAGUGUCCGAGUCUUCACACACCGAGAGCGACUCCAGCCCCCCUCUAACGGUUCGCCGGCGCUGCUGCUCUGCAAUCAUUGAAAUGCCUCGGUUCGCUAUCUCCACCGAGGAGGAGAGUGCCAGGAAAACUCCGAUCAGGGCUCAGCGCAGUGAAGAGCUCCCUUCUGCUAUCCCAGAACUCCCAGUGGAGAGGGAGCUCCGACUGGAUGAGUCUCCCAUCACACCAGCCUCCACUUCCAGCCAAGCCACCCGCGGCACACUCACACCUGGCAGUUGUGGCGAUUCCGUGGAUCGAGGAUCUCCUCGCAGCAACAAUAAUGAGGGAGCAGAUAAUUCCACUCCUAAAGCCAUCAGCGAUCUGGCAGUCCGUCGAGCUCGCCAUAGACUGCUAUCAGGAGACACAGAGAAACACACGUCACGGCCACUCAACAAGGUCAUCAAAUCAGCCUCGGCCACUGCACUGUCGCUCAUGAUUCCUACAGAGCACCACGGCGCCUCUCCUUUGGCCAGCCCCAUGUCUCCUCACUCCCUGUCCUCCAAUCCAUCGUCUCGGGACUCAUCUCCCAGCAGGGACCUAUCACCGGCUGUUUGCAGCGUGAAACCUGCCAUCGUUAUCCAUCGAGCAGGCAAGAAAUAUGGCUUCACGUUGCGCGCCAUCCGUGUCUACAUGGGAGACACUGAUAUCUACACUGUACACCAUAUGGUCUGGCAUGUGGAGGAGGGAGGACCAGCUCAUGAAGCAGGUCUAAGAGAGGGAGACCUCAUCACACAUGUUAAUGGAGAACCGGUCCAUGGCCUUGUUCACACAGAGGUUGUGGAGCUCAUUCUCAAGAGUGGAAAUAAGGUGUCUAUAUCAGCCACUCCCUUUGAGAACACAUCCAUUAAGGUUGGUCCAGCUCGUAAAAGCAGCCACAAGUCUAAAAUGGCUCGGCGCAACAAAAAGACCAAAACAAGAGAGGGACAGGACAGUAAGAAAAAGAACUCCCUAUUUCGGAAGAUCACUAAGCAGGCAUCUCUCCUGCACACCAGUCGCAGCUUGUCAUCUCUGAAUCGUUCGGUGUCAUCGGGUGAGAGUGUGCCUGGAUCUCCCACACACAUGUCCCCCCGCUCCCCAACACAGGGCUACCGCUCCACACCGGAUUCAGCCCAUUCUGUUGGGGGAAAUUCAUCUCAGAGCAGCUCUCCCAGCUCCAGCGUGCCAAACUCUCCUGCCAGCUCUGGUCAGAUCAGGCCCAGUUCCCUUCACGGCCUGGCCCCAAAGCUGCAGCGCCAGUACCGCUCCCCUCGGCGCAAGUCUGCUGGUAACAUUCCCCUGUCACCGCUAGCCCGUACUCCCUCACCCACGCCCCAGAGCACCUCCCCUCAGCGCUCCCCUUCUCCACUGCCCAGCCAUGCACUCCUGAGCUCCUCCAUUGGUCAGUCCUUUCCUGUAAAACUACACUCUUCGCCUCCACUAGUGCGCCAGAUUGCUCGUCCAAAGAGUGCUGACCCGCCUCGCUCCCCUCUGCUGAAACGUGUGCAGUCAGCUGAGAAACUGGCAGCCUCACUCUCAUCAUCCUCCUCGUCUCCCUCUCCUUCAUCUGCUGCCGAUAAAAAGCUGCCGGUGUGCGCCGGCCGCAAGCACAGUCUGGAACUCUCGCACACAGAAUUUAAGAAGGAGAUGCUCCAGCGGGAGCCAAGUUUACAGAGCUUGCAGGAGUGCGCUAGUGAGACUCUUCUGGGAGGGAGGGUGUCUCCAGCAGAAAAGGGCACUCUGCAGAAGCCUUUAGCACGUAAGCUAGGUCGGCAGGAAGGUCCUGACUCUGCAACUGGAUCCUUAGGGCUGGCUCCUGGUAAGAGCAAGCUGAAGGACAAGCUGUCAGCUAUCCGGCAGGACCGUGCCGAACGCAGAGAGUCUCUGCAGAAGCAGGAUGCCAUCCAUGAAGUGGAUUCCUCUGAGGAUGAAACAGAUGAGGGUUCAGAGGACAGCCAAGAUGGACGCAGGACAACUUUUGUCCCUCCUAGCCAUGUGCUUCGGCCUACAAGUGUGAUAGGAUCCCCACAUAUCAGGACAGGGCCAGCUGCUUUAACUACUCUGUCUCUGACCCCAUGCCCAGUGGCUCAGUCCGGCUCUCCUCAGCUCAGCCAAGGUCUACAGGCCCAAAACCAGACGCAAGCCCAACCUCCAUUGCUGGCAGCUAACGGCUCUGAGCAAAAACCCACCCAGACCCUGAUAUCUACUCCCUCUGCUGCCUCUACCUCAGCACUACCAGAAAAUUCCAGCGAGAGACGGGGAAAGGUUCAGGAUUCUGUGUCGAGCAGUAAAACACCUGGUCCUCAACCCAGUUCUCUGUCCAGCACUUUUUCUACACCUGGUAGCGCAUUUACCACUGUCAGCAAGGACCCUUUUGUCAAACCCUCAGCGCCCCCUCCAGACCAUAGGACUGCCAAAGUGAACAGCAAGCAAGAACCAAGCACAGUGCCUGUCAUAACCCGGGAACCCCAAAACCCUACUCCACCAACUGGAGGCAUCACGAAGGAGAUGAAGGAGGCAGACAACCGGAGACAAGCAGCCGCUGCUGCCGCUGCUGCAGUAUCCUCCUCCCCCUCCACAGCAGCUGAGAGUGGAGUGGAUAAAGUGGUUUCCCAGCUGGCCACAGUGGCCAAGAGCAUGCUAGGGCCAGUAAAGCUCAACAUCCCAGGGACCAAGGAGGCCCGACCCCAGGCAGACAUGGUGCACCCAAAAAGCAAAGAUCCACAUUUGAACAGUACUCGUUCUCCUGAAAAGACAUUUCCAUCUGUUGCUUCUGUCUCCCAAACAGGGCAGCAGUCUGAAUCCCCCACUCGACAGUUUUCUGCCAUAUCUGAGUUACCUUCAACUUCACAGAGGUUCCAGGAGACUGCAGGAACUUCAAAGAGGCCUUCCACCCCAAAAGACAGCUCGUCAGGCCCAGGAGAAUCCCAGGAGAGGCCAGGAACUCCACGGAGCAGUGCCUCUCAGAGGCCCAGUCCUGAAGCGCAUUCCCAGAGCCAGGCUAAACCCAGUUCCUCCACACAGCAAGACAAAUCCAGCAAGAAGACAUAGCAGCCUUGCACAGAAAGAAAUGACAACUCACCUAACAUGCAUGUUGAAAAAUAAAAAAUGUACUUCACACUAACCGAGAGAGGAGAGAAACGAAAGAAGAAAAUUCAAGCAAAGGAGCUCAGCAGCUUCAUUGUGGAUUGUUCUGUAUUGAGGGAUUUGGAUUGCUUUUAUUUUCUCCUUUACCACUUUUCUCAGCAUUGUUUUAUUAAGUUCAGGAAAAAAAAGAAAAUAUGGGGCUAGAAAUAAACCAUUUGAAAGACAAAAAUUGUAACAUUCAAUGUGUGUUCACUUGAAUAUUAGGUUCUCACUUUAUUUGCUGUUUUAGAUCUAGUGGUGCCUUAAUAUAAACUUAAAAGUCCUCACUUGUAAGUCCUUUUGCCAUUCAUUGAUGGAGGUAAGAUGUAUCUCAGCAAUAAAAUCAGCGUAUGCUUAGCAAUUUCUAUUAAUGUAGUAGAAUCCUGCGUUAGGUUGGCUGAAAACCACCACUACAUUUUCCAUCAUUUGCUAUUUUAUUGAUGACAGGUUGAGUACUGUACAAAUUGUAUGUCUGAUUUCUGAUGAAUCUGGAAUAUUACACACUUCUCAGUAGUGCUAAAAUUAAUUAUGGUUUAUUGUGUGGUUUAUUUCCACAAAAGAGCCUAUAAUAAUAUUUAAGACAGGUUUCCCAGGUAAGAACAAAAGGUUAAAUUAGAUGUGUGAUUAAAAAAAAAAAUCACAUCUGUCAUUUUUUCAUCUUGUCUUUUUUCAAGUUGCUUAGCUGUAGCACCCUCAGAUCUGUAGAAACUUAUUUCGUCAGCCAGGUUAUGUGUGUUAUUAUUGAUGGUUAAACAUCUGGCCACAUGUAAAUGCAUGACGUGUAGAUGAUUGUAAAUGAUGGACUGAUACUAAUGGCAUCGUCUGAUUUUAAUGUCUGUAUUCAUACUGAAAAAAGCGGUCCAAAUUGGAAAUGUUUUAUUGUUUUUAUUUCUAGCCCCUGCUCUCUUUUUUUUAUCAUUAUUAAUAACAACUGAAACGUUUUUAUUUUUAGGAUCUGGACCAACUUGCUGUGUUCUUUCUGUAUAUUUGCCACUAAUCUUUUAAAGUCAGAAAACUUGUACAUGCUUGUUAAUGAGUGAGCGAGUGUGCGUGUGGGGGGAGUGUGCGUGUGCGCUUAUAUAAAUGAAUAUUUAAAGUUCUGUGUCAGUUUUAUAUCCAAGUGUAUUGGGAGUGUAUCUUAGAUUAGAUUCUGUCUUUGCCAUUUCAGCUGUGUCUGAUUUAGACAUUUAUUACUAGCAGGCAAGGAUGUAUUUGCACAAUCCCUUUUUACUUUGUGUCAUAUGAAAAUGAAAACUAAUAAAAUACAGUCCAAUCA